CAGGUCAGCCUGGGAGGGUCACAGGCUAAAGUCUUUUACUUUUCCCCUGUCUCUCCCUUCACACCUUCCAAGAAGCGCUCCAUUCUCUCAACUGUCCUCUCAGCCAUAAAGUGUCACAAUGCCUCAUGCAUACCCAUUCCUCUCUCCUGAGCAGAAGAAAGAGCUCAGUGACAUAGCUCAGAGGAUUGUUGCCCCUGGCAAAGGAAUCCUUGCUGCUGAUGAAUCCACAGGUAGCAUUGCCAAGCGGUUCCAGAGCAUUAAUGCUGAGAACACUGAGGAAAACCGAAGGUUUUACCGUCAGCUGCUCUUCACCGCUGAUGACCGCAUCAAGCCAUGUAUUGGAGGAGUCAUUUUCUUCCACGAGACCCUCUACCAGAAGACUGACGAUGGGAAGGUCUUUCCCCAGCUCAUUAAGGAGAGGGGCAUUGUUGUGGGCAUCAAAGUGGACAAGGGUGUGGUCCCUCUGGCUGGAACUAAUGGCGAGACCACCACCCAAGGAUUGGAUGGCUUGUACGAGCGCUGUGCUCAGUAUAAGAAGGAUGGGGCUGACUUCGCUAAAUGGCGCUGUGUGCUGAAGAUCACGCCCACCACCCCCUCCAGCCUGGCAAUCAAAGAGAAUGCCAAUGUGCUAGCUCGCUACGCAAGCAUCUGCCAGAUGCAUGGCAUUGUUCCCAUUGUGGAGCCUGAGAUCCUUCCUGACGGUGAUCAUGACCUGAAGAGAUGCCAGUAUGUGACAGAGAAGGUUCUGGCAGCUGUCUAUAAGGCCUUGUCUGAACACCAUGUUUACCUUGAGGGCACUCUGCUCAAGCCCAACAUGGUGACUGCUGGGCACUCCUGUUCCCACAAGUACACACCCCAAGAAAUCGCCAUGGCCACCGUCACGGCCCUGCGCCGCACUGUGCCCCCUGCUGUCCCUGGCAUUACUUUCCUAUCUGGAGGACAGAGUGAGGAGGAGGCCACACUCAACCUGAAUGCCAUGAACAUGUGCCCACUGCACAGGCCCUGGGCCAUCACUUUCUCCUACGGUCGUGCGCUGCAGGCCUCUGCCCUCAAGGCCUGGGGAGGCAAGAAGGAAAACGCAAAGGCCUGCCAGGAGGAGUUUGUCAAGAGAGCUGUGGCUAACAGCGCAGCAUCCAUUGGUAAAUACGCUUCUAGUGGAGAGGCAGGGAAAGCAGCAGGAGAGUCCUUGUUCGUGGCAAAUCAUGCUUAUUAGAGGGCCCAUGCAUGCUGCUGCACACCAGCAGUCCUGAAACUCCUCUUCCCCCCAGAAAUGACUGGACAGUCAUUGGUUCUACCUGCUCUUACCUUGGCCUGGCAACAGUUGUGUAACUGUAGUAACAUGAGAUGUAAUAUGGGAUUCAUGUUGUCUUUAUGGUGAGAGAAAGAAACUCAGAACCUUUGUUGUUAAGGAAGACCUCUGAAAAAAAAAAACAGAAAAAAAACAUUGAAAAUGUCUUCCUUCAUGUCCUUUUUGUUAUUUCAUAAAACCUUAAUUCAGGCAGAGAAAACAAUCUUUAUUGUUAAGAAAUGAAAUUUUGGAUUUCUUUUUUUCAUAUAUGUUCACAUUACCCUGGUCUGCGAAAACCAAGCAAAUAAAGAACUAGCUCCCCAA
Molecule: messenger RNA, 1612 nt
Organism: Electrophorus electricus (electric eel)
Lineage: Eukaryota; Metazoa; Chordata; Actinopteri; Gymnotiformes; Gymnotidae
Gene: aldoab
Product: aldolase a, fructose-bisphosphate, b
Biological process (GO): glycolytic process
Molecular function (GO): fructose-bisphosphate aldolase activity
Source: RefSeq, a predicted model, not a curated record